Messenger RNA from Lactuca saligna, 4500 nucleotides. Lineage: Eukaryota; Viridiplantae; Streptophyta; Magnoliopsida; Asterales; Asteraceae. The record is from the annotation of a GenBank genome assembly.
AUGGAGAAGGAAGAAGAACAUAAGGUAUUUCGUCUGAUCGGAGUGACAUUGAAUCGAUUAAAGGAAGAGAGGAAUAUGAGCAAUUCAGUAGGGCAUAGUUUGCUUCGAGGGCCAGUUUUACAGCAUCAAAGUCAAAAAAAUUCUUGUAGUUGCAUUGGCGGAAAUACUUUGUUUCAAGCUCAAGCUACUUCUCUGAUACGGAAGUCAUCGUCGUCGGCUUUGUCGUCUAUAUUAUCCAGCGAUUUCCGUGGUCAUAGACUGACUUUGCGAAGAUCAGGAUUGCGGAAAAAUCCAGUGCUUUCUGACGUUGUUCAAGCUGUUUUAGCUACCGAUCCGGCAUCCGAGCAACUGAGACUAAAGUUCAUCUUGGAAGAAGAUAUUGAGAUGCAGGUUGAUGUUAAGAUCUCCUCUAUUCCAAUGGUAGAGAUUCAGCUCACUAAUAGUAGGGACCAUUUAUAUCUACAUUGGGGAGGUCUACGGAAUGUAAAGGAAAAAUGGGUACUCCCCAAUCGUCGUCCUGAAGGUACUAAAGUAUACAAGGAAAGGGCUCUUAGAACCCCCUUUAUAAAAUCUGGUUCCAAUUCAUCCCUGAAAGUUGAGAUUGAUGAUCCUUCAAUUCAAGCUCUAGAGUUCCUAAUAGUCGAUGAAGCAAAGAAUAAAUGGUACAAAAAUAAUGGUCAAAACUUCCAUGUUAAGCUGCCUUCAAGGGAAACUCCAGUUUCAAAUGUUGUAAUUCCCGAAGACCUUGUACAAAUUCAAGCAUUUUUGAGAUGGGAAAAGAAGGGGAAACAAAUGUAUUCACCAGAACAAGAAAAGAUGGAAUAUGAAGCAGCUCGUGCAGAACUAUAUGAAGACAUUUCUAGGGGGAGUUCCAUAGAGGAAAUAAGAGCAAGGCUUACUAAAAAAGAUGAUAAAAAUUCCAAAAAAGAUAUUGGAACCUCUAAUGAUGACACACAGAAGAAAAUUACCAAAGGAGAGAUAAAAACUAAGGUUCAAAAGCAUCAGGAAGCUAGAAGCUACUCAACUCAAAGCAUUCAAAGAAAGAAGAGGGACCUCAUGCAACUUCUCAACAAACAUAUUCCAGUUUCUGUAAAGUCUGUAGAGGAAAAAUCCUCCAUGACACCAAAAUCUUUGUCUGCAUUGGAACUUUACUCUAAGCUCAUAGAGGAACAAAGUGACAUAAAUAUAUUGAACAAAAAGACAUACAGAGUUGCUGAUGAUGAGCUUCUGGUACUUGUGACAAAGGCUUCUAGUAAGAUAAGAGUUCAUUUGGCUACAGGAUUCAAGGAGCCACUCACCCUUCACUGGGCAUUGUCAAAAAAACCUGGGGAGUGGCUGGCACCACCUGAAAAUUUGUUACCACAAGGGUCUUCUUCUUUAGCUACAUGUGCUGACUCACCAUUUUCUACUAUCUCUAUUGAUGGUUCAACUAACAAGAUACAAUCAUUAGAAAUAGAAAUUGAAGAGGGUGAUUAUGUGGGGAUGCCUUUUGUUACUUUUUCUGGAAAUAACUGGAUUAAGAAUAAUGGUUCAGACUUCUACAUUGAAUUUGUUGGACCCAAGAAGGCAAUAAAGGAUGCAGGUGAUGGGAAGGGUACUGCUAAGGCCUUGUUAGACAAAAUAUCAGGGCUGGAAAGUGAAGCACAAAAGUCUUUCAUGCAUAGAUUUAAUAUUGCAGCUGAUUUGAUGGAAGAAGCCACAGACACUGGUGAGUUGGGUCUUUCAGGAAUUUUAGUUUGGAUGCGUUUUAUGGCUACAAGACAACUAAUCUGGAAUAAAAACUACAAUGUAAAGCCUCGUGAGAUAAGCAGAGCUCAGGAUAGGCUUACAGAUUUGCUUCAAAAUGUUUAUGUGAAUUAUCCACAAUACAGUGAGCUUUUAAGAAUGAUCAUGUCAACUGUUGGACGUGGAGGUGAAGGAGAUGUAGGUCAACGUAUCCGAGAUGAAAUCCUUGUGAUCCAGAGAAAAAAUGAUUGUGCAGGUGGAAUGAUGGAAGAAUGGCAUCAGAAACUUCACAACAACACAAGCCCUGAUGAUGUUGUGAUUUGUCAGGCGUUAAUUGAUUAUAUUAAAAAUGACUUUGACAUGAGUGUUUAUUGGAACACACUGAAUACAAAUGGAAUAACAAAAGAAAGACUUUUAAGCUACGAUCGAGCCAUCCACCAUGAGCCAAGCUUCAGGAGAGACCAAAAGGAAAGCCUCUUGCGUGAUUUGGGAAGCUACUUGAGAACAUUAAAGGCAGUUCAUUCAGGUGCAGAUCUUGAGUCUGCGAUAUCAAACUGCAUGGGUUAUAAAUCUGAGGGACAAGGUUUUAUGGUAGGGGUGAAUAUCAACCCUGUUUCAGGUCUGCCAUCUGGAUUUCCGGAACUGCUUCAAUUUGUUUUGAAUCAUGUGGAAGAUAGGAACGUGGAAACCCUUCUUGAGGGACUGCUGGAAGCACGUGAGGAACUUCGGCCAUUACUAUCUAAACCAAAUGAUCGUCUCAAGGAUCUUCUCUUUUUGGACAUUGCCCUCGAUUCUACUGUAAGGACAGCCAUUGAAAGGAGCUAUGAAGAGCUGAGCAACGCUAAGCCAGAGAAAGUUAUGUAUUUAAUCACUCUUCUUCUCGAGAACCUCAUACUCUCAUCAGACAACAACGAGGACCUGAUCUAUUGCUUAAAGGGAUGGAAUCAAGCACUAAGCAUGUUGGAGACUGGAGAUGGUAGUUGGGCAUUAUUUGCAAAAUCAGUCCUUGAUAGAACCCGACUUGCACUUGCCACCAAAGGGGAGUUGUAUCAUCAAAUUUUACAACCUUCAGCUGAGUACCUUGGGGCCCGCCUUGGAUUAGACCAAUGGGCGGUAAGCAUAUUUACUGAAGAAAUGAUUCGUGCAGGAUCAGCUGCUUCUUUAUCAUCAUUGGUUAAUCGACUUGACCCCAUUCUUCGCAAUGUGGCUAAUUUGGGGAGUUGGCAGGUAAUCAGCCCAAUUGAAGCUGUUGGAUACAUUGUGGUGGUUGAUGAGUUACUUUCAGUUCAAAACAAAUCCUAUGAAUCACCAACAAUUUUAGUAGCAAAAUCUGUAAGAGGAGAAGAAGAAAUCCCUGAUGGAACAGUUGCUGUAAUAACACCCGAUAUGCCAGAUGUUCUAUCCCAUGUUUCUGUUCGUGCAAGAAACAGCAAAGUCUGCUUUGCAACAUGUUUUGAUCCAAAUAUUUUGGAUGAUCUUCGUGCAAAACAAGGGAAAUUGUUAAAACUAAAACCUACUUCAUCUGAUAUAACUUAUAGUGAGGUGAAAGAGGGAGAUUUAAAGCAAUCAGGUAAUUCGGAAGAAGUUGGUUUGCCAUCAAAUAUAAAAUUGGUCAAAAAAGAGUUUUGUGGUAAAUUUGCUGUUUCGGCUGAAGAGUUCACAAGUGAAAUGGUUGGAGCUAAAUCACGUAACAUUGCAUACCUAAAAGGAAAAGUACCAUCAUGGGUUGGGAUUCCUACUUCCGUGGCUUUACCUUUUGGAAGUUUUGAGAAAGUUCUUUCUGAUGUAAAAAAUAAGGGUGUGUCCGAAAAGCUGAAAAUCUUGAAGAAAAAAUUAGAAGCAGGAGAGUUUGAAGUCCUUGAGGAGAUCCGCAAGACAGUUUUGGACCUUGUUCCACCACCCCAGCUGGUAGAAGAGCUGAAAAACAAAAUGAAAAGCUCUGGCAUGCCAUGGCCAGGGGAUGAAGGUGAGAAAAGAUGGGAACAAGCAUGGACUGCUAUAAAGAAGGUUUGGGCUUCAAAAUGGAACGAAAGAGCCUACUUCAGUACACGAAAAGUGAAACUAGAUCAUGACCUCCUAUGCAUGGCUGUAUUGGUUCAAGAAAUAAUAAAUGCUGAUUACGCAUUUGUUAUUCAUACCACAAAUCCAUCUUCUGGAGACCCAUCUGAGAUAUAUGCCGAGGUAGUAAAAGGUCUUGGGGAGACUUUGGUAGGAGCUUAUCCAGGUCGAGCAUUGAGUUUCAUUUCCAAGAAAGAUAAACUUGAUUCUCCUAAGGUUUUGGGUUACCCAAGCAAACCGAUUGGGCUUUUCAUAAAAAGAUCCAUCAUCUUCCGAUCUGAUUCCAAUGGUGAAGAUCUAGAAGGCUAUGCUGGUGCAGGACUUUACGAUAGUGUGCCUAUGGAUGAAGAAGAAAAAGUUGUACUUGAUUACUCAUCUGAUCCAUUAAUGGUUGAUGGAAACUUCCAGAAAUCAAUCCUCUCGAGCAUUGCUCAUGCGGGUGAUGCCAUAGAGAAGUUAUAUGGAUCCCCACAAGAUAUUGAAGGUGUCGUACGUGAUGGGAAAAUUUAUGUUGUUCAAACUCGACCUCAAAUGUGAUCAUAAUUACUUCAUACAAAAACUCCCUAGAAAUAUAAGAAUAAAUCAGUUAUAACAUCAAAAUGUUGUAUUAAUAUUUAAUAAUAUGAACAAAGGUUAUUUAACUUCUCAAGUAUAUGUAUAAUCAUAUUGAAGUUACACUAAUAGGAUCUAUUCUUUCAACUUUAAAACUAAUCUCAC